UUUAGAAAAAUAACAAAUAGUUAGAUAACAUAAAAAUAAAAUUUCAGCCUAAAGUGUAUUGGCUAUCAUUAAAAUUGAAACUGACUCCUUCAUAGUUUUCACGUUAUAAAAGCAUGAGCUAACGGAUGACAUCGAUCAUUGCUUUAUAUCAACAUUCCUUGCACUUAGCUUUAUGGUUCGAAUGCAGAAGCAGAGAGGAAACUCGAAAUACCUCAGCAACUGCUUGAAAAGGCUAAGAUCGGAUAUGGAAGAAACAAGUGAGGAACAAAAAAGGAUAAAACAGGGGCAAAUACAAGUAAGAGAAAAACUUGAAGCGGUUGAAUUGGAAUGUGAACAAUUACAAAAGGAGAUUAAACUCAUAAUGCAUCAGAGCCUAAACACACAAAUCCGCCUCGCUUUCAUGUUCCAAAUCUUGAAAGCAAGAAAAAACCAAGAGUUUGACAAGGCAGCCAAAGUCACUGUUGCUCUCCGCAAACUGAUAACGAGAGGGAAUCGGCAGAAGUAAACUAUGGCACCAAUCGCUGAGAAAUGUUCUAUUACAUAAAGGGUGGGACUAGCAAGGAGCUGACAAUUAAUCUUUUAUUGUGCAUGUAUGAACCUCUUUGUAAAACUAGUUUAUUUGGUUAUUACUUGCUUUGUUUUGUAUCAAUUGCUGCUGCUGUGUUUUACAAGUUUAUAAUCGUCGUUGCCUGUACCAUACCAUGCAUCAGCUUGGUGUUGCUUUUAUGUGUUCUAGGGGAUUUGAAUGUAUUUUUGCUCUUGUCCAUCACAAAAUGAUGGUUCAAUAUAAAAAAAAAAAAAACCUUUGAACUUAAAUAAAUUCUUCACGCAGCCUCUUGUCCUCAUAUUACA
Messenger RNA from Durio zibethinus, 852 nucleotides. RefSeq lists its product as uncharacterized. The record is from RefSeq and is a predicted model, not a curated record. NCBI's taxonomy places the organism in Eukaryota, Viridiplantae, Streptophyta, Magnoliopsida, Malvales, Malvaceae.